Carassius carassius (crucian carp) is the source of this 1339-nucleotide messenger RNA. RefSeq lists its product as uncharacterized. The transcript has 5 exons. The coding region runs from base 306 to 1310 and encodes 334 amino acids. NCBI's taxonomy places the organism in Eukaryota, Metazoa, Chordata, Actinopteri, Cypriniformes, Cyprinidae. The record is from RefSeq and is a predicted model, not a curated record.
AAGUGAAUGUAGUUGCAUUGCAUGAUAAAUCAGCAUAAUAAAAAAAAUCAAUUUCUAAAUUUCUAAAACCAUAACAAAAAGGAAUACACAUUAGUUUUAUUAUUUGCUCACAGUUAAAAACAGAAACCCAACCCAUAUAAAUUUCAAAAGAGAAAGUGCUCUAAAAAAAAAAAAAGGAUCACGUGCACUGAGGUUUGCUUCAAAAACAAAGAACCCUGCAUCCGUUCUUCAAUGCUUUAACAAGCUUCACUUUAGUUGGUUUGCUUCAAAUCAAGCAACCCAUUUCAUUGGUUCUUUUGAAGAUUAUGGCUCGACUGCUAUUUGUUUUAUGGCUCUUGAGAGUAUAUGUUCUGUGGGUGUUGUGCGUUCAAGCUUAUGGAAUAAAGAUGGCAUCAGUGAAGAAUGGAGAUCCCAGCUUUCAUAAGACUGAUCUCAUGCCUCUUAAAAUUACCAGACAUUUCAAUUGUUUACCAUCAGAGUCCGUGUGCGUGCUAAAGUGUUCAGCAUCCAGAGUUCAAGAAGCUAAUCUAACCUGGUUUAAAGAAAAUCAAGUAUGUUCCCAAGUCAGUGUUGUUUAUCUUGACCCAGACCCCUCUCUUAAAUUGUUUGUGGAUAAUCAGGACAAAAGCAACUACAGCUGUGUGCUGAACAAACAGAACAGCAGCACGACUUUAUAUCUCAACACCCCUCAACACUGUAAGCCAUGCCCAGCCAAAACACAGACAUCGCAGACGGUGAAGAAGGGAGAUUCUGUCACUCUACACACUAAUUUAAGAGACAUACAAGAGGAUAUUUUCAUUAGAUGGUUUUAUGGUCCUAAUGAGGCUCUCAUUGUGGAAAUAAGUAAAGAUCAUAUCAACAUGUGUGUUCACGGGGAAUUAAAAGGCAGACUGUUGGUCGACAGUCAAACUGGAGAUCUCACCGUCACAAACACCAGCACAACAGACUCUGGAAUCUUUAAACUACAGAUCAACGAUGAAUUUCGCGAAUGUUGGAAUUUCAACGUUACUGUCAUUGAUCGUCUGCCCAGUCCUCAAAUUUCCAAUCAAUCCAAACACUGUCCAUCAUCAGACUCAAAAUGUGUGGUGGAGUGUUUUGUGGAGAAUGUGAAAUCUAAGGCAACUCUGUCCUGGUACAAAGAAAACCGUUUAUUGUCCAGCAUAAACAUAACUGAUUUAAACUAUUUAUGUCUGGAAUAUACGGAUAAAGGCAACUACAGCUGUGUGAUCUCCAAUUCGCUCAUCAAUGAGACUAAGUUUCUCAUCAUCAGUGAAGUUUGUGCAGGUAUGCCAUCAUUUGUCUGGACUUGAUCUCUCAGGAUGUCUUUUUAUAUCAUUUU